AUGUACAGUCUUCUUAAUUUACUCAUGAUUUAUUUUAAAACAGUUGUUUCGUUCAAUCUUGAUAUUGAGUCACCUGAUGUGCUCAUUGGACCUCCAAAUUCAUUAUUUGGAUAUGCUGUUGUGAGUGCUGCGGCACCUGGAAAGCAUCGAUGGGUUUAUGUGGGUGCUCCAAAAGCUCGUAUAUUCAAUCAAUUCGAUGUUAAUGUAACAUAUGAGUCUGGUAGAUUGUUUGGUACUCUUUACGAGUGUCCGGAAAAUACGAAAGAAUGUAAAUCAAUUAUUUUUGAAAAUAAAAUUGCAGACGUAAUACCAUCAUUUUCUAAUAUACUUGAUGAUGCUUGGCUCGGUGCAGCUGUGGCAGCGACAGCAGACGAUACCAUUGUGGCUUGUGGCUAUCGUAUGAUGCGUAGCAUAAGUUUAGAACGAUAUGAUAUGCGCGGUGGCUGUAUCAAAAUAUCUCCAGAUCGUCGUGAUUAUUUGUAUUACGAUUUUUGUGAUCUUGAUGCAGAAACAGAAUUAUUGCAUGAAGGUGUUACAGUGUGUGAAAGUGGAAUGAGUCUAUCUCAAAUUCAAUCAUCGCGUUCAUCCAUUAUCGCAUUUGGUGAACCAGGUGCAUUCCAGUGGUCUGGAAGAGUAGAAGCCGAUUACUCAGAUACAAUUUUAAGACAACCAUAUUUGCUAAGACAACAUUCAGUUCAACCUGCUGAAUAUAGUUACUUAGGUUAUUCGGUGUUAAUGAUUAAAUUAAAAACAAGAGAACAACUGACAUCUUCAACAGAAUAUUUGUUAUUAGCGAGUGCUCCACGUGCAUCAAAUCAACGUGGUGAAAUAUGGUUUUUUAAUAAACGCUUUGUUUCCACGUCAAACUUUGGUUUUGAUACACUGGAAAUGUCUACGAAUCGUACACAAUUAAUUGGUGAACAAUUAGGUGCUUAUUUUGGUUACUCUUUGGCUGCUGGUGAUUUGAAUGGUGAUGGACACACAGAUUUAGCGGUUGGUGCACCAUUUUUUUAUUCAAAACGACCGUCAUAUGGUGGCGCUGUUUAUAUUUAUUUUGGCUUAAACGGAAAGUUCACAAAUGAUCGUCGUCAGAAACUAUUGGUAGCUCCUGCUCAUUCUCGAUUUGGAUUUGCUAUUGCCUGUCUGCCGGAUUUGAAUAAAGAUGGUAUUGAUGAUUUGGCAAUAUCAGCUCCAGGUGAAUCUGAUGGAAUAAAUAGUGGAAGUAUUUACAUUUAUCUUGGUAAAGACAAUUGGAAAACACAAUGGAAAUUUAGUCAAAAAAUAGUACCAAGUCAAUUAGUAAAUGUUAUUAAACAACCAUUUGUUCGUGAUUUUGGUUUUUCAUUGGCAACACAAUCAACAUUUACAAAUGAUCUUUAUCAAAAUUCAUCUAUUUAUCCAACAUUAAUUGUGGGUUCAGUUGACAAACAAAAUUUAAUUAUCAUAUACACAUUAUCUGCUGAUCGUCUAUCAACUAUUGGUCGUAUUAUAUCGACUGUUAAUCAUUUACCAACGAUAACGAGUAAACAAACAUUGGGAACAUGCAAAAACCAAACAUUUAUUACAAAAAGUGGAAACGAUGAUUUUCUUACACCAAUUCAAUUUCAACUGGUCUAUAAUAUAUCUCAUGAUAGAAAUGAUCAUCGAACACGAACAUAUACUGAGGAUAGUUUUCCCAUGAUUAACGCAACGGAAGAACAAAGAACCAUACAAUUUGAAGCUAAUUUUUACAAAGGUUGUGGUGAUGCUGAUCGAUGUAGUACUGAUUUACAAUUGACAGCUGACUUCGUUAACGGGCAAAAAUCAUCCAAUAUAUCAGUGCUAGGCAUUGAUUCUGAAAUUCGUGUACGUUUAAAUUUAUCUAAUAUUUCACCACAUCUUUCUCGUAGAAAGGCCGAUCCGGCAUUUGGCACAAAAAUUGAUAUUUAUUAUCCAAGUUCGUAUGUACAAUUUUCUCAUGCUGUUAUGGAUGAUAAAACGUACGUAUGUGCACCGAUAAUGCGUGACCAUUUACGUUGUAAAAUGACCGACUAUUUUAAUAAUCCAUUCCAAUCAGAUAAAGUAUCAAUAACCGAAUUAAUAUUUACAUUAUCCAACAUAUCGUUGGCAAAUAUUUUACGAUUUGAUUUUAAUUCUUCAACCUUAACAAAUGAUACUAAUAUUUUCAACAAUAAUGUAACAUUGUUAUCAAAAGUUUUACUUAAAACUGAUAUGAAUAUACGUGGUACACAUGAACCAGAACAAGUAAUUAUUAGUGGGAAAAUAAUUGGACUAAGUUCCGUAAAAAAUUUAGAUCAAUUUGGAAUUGAUAUCAUACAUACUUAUACGAUUGUAAAUUCUGGUCCAAAUACUGUUCGUUCUCAUAAGGUGACAAUAUAUUGGCCUUAUGAAACAUUGAAUAAUGAAUGGGAUGAUGGGAAAUUACUAUUAUAUCUUACAGAGGAACCAACAAUAGAAUUAUCACCUGUUCUCUCCAAUAGUGGAGUAAAAAUUGAAGGAUAUUGUAAACGUGAUCGUCACUGGCAUGAUCAUAUUGAUAUAUUAAGUUCAAUUAAUGUGAGAAAAAAACGUCAACAUUUAAUUGAUGAUGAUAUUAUUGCAAUAACAGAAUCAAUUCCAAUAAAAACACUGACACUAGACAGUCUAUCAACAAUUCGAACGUUAAUUUUAACAUGUAAUCCAAACUAUCGUAAUGUUCGAUGUUAUCCAAUUAAUUGUUAUAUAAAGACACUUCAAGCACAUCAAUACUAUUUUAUUAAAUUACGGGCACGUUUAUGGAAUAGUACAUUAAUUGAAGAUUAUUUUACCACAUACGAUAGAGUAGAUAUCAAAUCAUAUGCACAAAUCAGUAUACAAGAUCCACUUAUAUUUCAGACAAAUAUCGUUAAUGAUAACGCAUCAGCAACAACACCAGCAGAAUUUGCUAAUAGAAGUGAAAUUGUUGUACCAAAAUUACCACUUUGGGCAGUGCUUGUGGGCGCAAUGGCUGGACUUAUUUUGCUCAUAUUUAUCAUUGUCGUUUGUUGUCUGCUUGGCUUCUUUCAACGACGCGAUUUGGCACCAAAACCUCCACCCAAAAAAAAAGCUGCUAUUCUUGUCAUGGACGGUACUACUACCAAUAGUUCAAGUGAAGAACAACAACGUGCAACACGUUUAUCAUUAAAAGAACAUUCUAAAAAUGUGACAAAUCGUAGUUUUAGUCCUUCUGCAGGUGUCAGCAUGGAACAAUCAAACAAUAAUAGUGAAAUAUUAGAUACAAUGAAUUUAGCUAUUGUUAUUGAAGAUUCAGAUGUUGAGGAAGAAGAUUUAAUAAGUAAAGAGGAUAAUCAAGCACUAUUGUUAAAUCAACAACAACCAAGACAAUCCGUAGUAUCAAUCAAAUAUGUAAAAACAUUCAGUGAUGAGUAA
Molecule: messenger RNA, 3408 nt
Organism: Didymodactylos carnosus
Lineage: Eukaryota; Metazoa; Rotifera; Eurotatoria; Philodinida; Philodinidae
Source: the annotation of a GenBank genome assembly